AUGAAAUACGUCACUGUCAUUGUGAUCGCAUUCAGCUUGAUUCUUUGUAAAACGGGAUUUGCGAUACUUCUAGAGCCGAAUUGCGGAAUUCGAGCUGAAGUCCCCAGUUACAGAACCAGAAUUAUCGGAGGCAGAGAUACACAGAUCGUUUCUCAUCCAUGGAUGGCCUUUCUGCACUACGAUUCCCGAAUUCACUGUGGUGGAACGCUCAUCAAUCGCCGUUUGUAUUAUCAGGACAAUAAUCCUUUUUAUUUCGUUGCUAAUACCUCCCUUUCAGAGUUCGUCCUGACAGCCGCCCAUUGCCUUUAUGGGGUUCCGAAUUUGAAGGUUCGACUGGGAGGAAUAAGUCUUGUUACUAGGGGGAAGUCAUCAUGCCAACUACCAGCAGAGGACUACAUGGUUGAUCUGGGCAUAAUGCAUAAAUACUUCACCCGUGAUAUCUUUUUAAACGAUAUCGCCAUGCUCCGACUGGCCAGAUUUGUGGAGUACAAUGUCCACAUCAGGCCUAUCUGCAUUGUCCUGGAUCCUGCGAGAAAACUCUUGCUGGACAAUAUCACAUCGUUGACGGCCACCGGCUGGGGAAAAACGACAACGGACACGAGGCCCGUUCUCCACGAGACCACCAUUCAGGUUAAGAAUCGGAGCCUCUGCAGCGAGCUUUACCAUGUGCCGUUGGGUCCAAAUCAGAUCUGUGCCGGAGACAGUGCCACCAACACUUGCGAUGGAGACUCCGGCGGACCUUUGGGCGGUAUGGUGAACUACCACGGGACGUUUCGGUUCGUCCAGUACGGACUCACAAGCUUCGGAGACUUGGAAUGCCGGGCUCCGAGUGUCUAUACGGAUGUGAUCACUUAUAGAAAGUGGAUCGAAUUGGUAGUAAACAAAUAUGGCAACGAAAGUUUAUUUUAAAA
Messenger RNA from Drosophila rhopaloa, 911 nucleotides. Its product is annotated as serine protease grass. The record is from RefSeq and is a predicted model, not a curated record. Gene Ontology annotation, molecular function: serine-type endopeptidase activity. Lineage: Eukaryota; Metazoa; Arthropoda; Insecta; Diptera; Drosophilidae. Gene Ontology annotation, biological process: proteolysis.